Messenger RNA from Aspergillus udagawae, 1263 nucleotides. RefSeq names its product nucleolar and coiled-body phosphoprotein 1 family protein. Bases 1 to 1263 code for a protein of 420 amino acids. The record is from RefSeq and is a predicted model, not a curated record. NCBI's taxonomy places the organism in Eukaryota, Fungi, Ascomycota, Eurotiomycetes, Eurotiales, Aspergillaceae. The transcript has 2 exons.
AUGGCGGCACAGAAAGUGAAGAAGGCGUCCUCAAAGGCGCCCGUUGAGAAGCCGAAGGCCAAAACUGCCGCUCCUCCACCUGAGUUAAUUGCGUCGAUUGCCGCUUUCUUGUCUCAAUCUGGCUUCAAAAGUACAAGCGAGGCUCUUGCCAAGGAGCAGUCUAAGAAGUCGAUCGCCAAGGCCGACUCGAAGGACGUCCCGUCACUGCUGGACAUUUUCCAGAGCUGGCAGGACCGGAAGAGCGAGAGCAGCUCCGACAGCGACAGCAGCUCGAGCAGCAGUGAAGAUGAGUCUAGUGACUCUGAUGUUGAGAUGAAUGAUGUGCCGAAAAUGCAAGGGAAGCAAUCUAGAGAAUCCUCUCCUUCCUCGUCUUCCUCUUCCUCUUCCAGCUCUGACAGCGAUGCCGAUGACGAAGAGGAUGACGAUGCCGUCCCGGCGUCUGCUCCAGUGCCGAAGACCACCGGCACCAAGCGCAAGGCCGAAUCGAGCUCAUCUGAGUCGUCAUCGGAAUCCGAAUCCGAAGACGAGGCUCCGAAGACCAAGAAGGCCAAGCUCUCUACUAAGUCAGACUCGUCCUCAUCUUCAUCCGACUCCUCCGACAGUGAGAGCAGCGCUUCAUCUUCCGAUUCUGACUCCGACUCCGAGUCCUCCGACAGUGAGAGCGGUUCUUCAUCUGAUUCCAGCUCCGACUCCGACUCCGACUCCGACUCCUCGUCUGAAUCCGAGGAGGAACCCGCCAAGAAGGCUGCUAAGAAGGUCCUGAAGACUGCUGCCAAGACGCCCUUGCCUGAUUCAAGCUCGAGCUCGUCCAGCGACUCUGAUUCAUCGUCCUCCGACGAGUCUUCCUCUGAUGAGGAUCAGAAUAGCGGCAGCCGCAGCUCCUCGUCCUCGCAGAACUCCUCUAGCAGCAGCAAAACUGUCCAGCCCUCUGAUUCCGAUGCGAAGGAGCCCGUGAACGAGACUACAAAGCAGGUUCAAGAGACCAACUCUUCCAGCGCCAGCCCCGCUCCCGGAAAUGACCCAGCUAAAAAGAAGAAGCACACUGGAGCUCGUCCCACACCUCUCGCUGUUCUUAGUGAACUGCCACAUGACCACCCCUCGAACAAUUACAUCCCAUAUGCCUACGCCGAAAAGGCUUGGAAGGAUCUGUCUGUAACUCGCGGCAAGGGCUUCACAAAAGAGAAGAACAAGAAGAAGCGUGGCUCCUACCGCGGCGGCCCCAUUGACAUCUCCGGAGGCAAGUCCUUCAAGUUUGAGGACUAG